Aspergillus fijiensis CBS 313.89 is the source of this 1329-nucleotide messenger RNA. RefSeq names its product transcriptional regulator SPT3. Bases 123 to 1097 code for a protein of 324 amino acids. Gene Ontology annotation, molecular function: protein heterodimerization activity; transcription coregulator activity. The record is from RefSeq and is a predicted model, not a curated record. Gene Ontology annotation, cellular component: SAGA complex. Lineage: Eukaryota; Fungi; Ascomycota; Eurotiomycetes; Eurotiales; Aspergillaceae. Gene Ontology annotation, biological process: transcription by RNA polymerase II. The transcript is spliced from 4 exons.
AUUGGGGAACGCUCUAUUCAUCAGCCUCUAGAUUGUUGGAGUCUGAGAUCAUCUGUCUGUGUAUAUUCUCAGUGCAGUCUGUCUGGGAUGACCAGGCGACCUGCUCUUCAUUCUUCGCGAAGAUGUCUACAGAUCGGACACCGAAGUAUCGUCAAGAGAUCCAGCAGAUGAUGUUCGUCUCUGGGGAAACUGCCGAACCCUCGGUUGAAACGACUACCCUCAUCGAGGAGAUUGUUCGUCAGCAAGUUGUCGAAAUUCUUGCUCGAAGCACCGCUCUGGCAACCCGCCGCGGUGUGCGCUCUAUCUCCACCGAUGAUCUGAUCUUCUUGAUCCGUCACGAUAAGGCCAAGGUGUCUCGCCUGAAGACCUUCCUCUCAUGGAAAGAUGUUCGUAAGAACGUCAAAGACUCGGACGACAAGGGCGGUGCCGAUGCGGCCGAUUUCGCCGCCGCCGACGACCCCAUCGCCGGAGGCGUCGUGGCUGGACCUCAAGACGUUGCGUCGAAGCCGAAGAACAAGCGUGCCCGCGUCGGUCUCGCUUGGGAUGUGAACAGCUUUUAUUCCGUGCAGGUUCCCGAGCGUGAGGAUGAAGAAGACGAGGAGGAGGAGGAGCAGAACUACGCCACCCUGCAGCGCCUUGCCGCUGCCGACGAACGCACCAAGCACAUGACGAGGGAAGAAUAUGUGUUCUGGUCGGAAUGCCGUCAGGCGUCCUUCACCUACCGCAAGAGCAAGCGUUUCCGGGAGUGGGCCGGGUUCGGAAUCGUCACCGAGUCGAAACCUAACGAUGAUAUUGUCGACAUCCUCGGGUUCCUGACCUUCGAGAUAGUGCAAACGCUGACCGAGGAGGCCCUCAAGGUCAAGGAACGGGAGGAUCGAGAGAAGAACCGUCGUGGCGGCGCAGAUAAUGGCGAGGAUUCCAAGAAACGUAAGCGCGAGACCGGACUCUUCGACCCCCCUGAGGAGGGCCGCACCCCUGUCGAACCCAAGCACAUCCGCGAAGCCUAUCGCAAACUGCAGGCGACGUCCAAUAAGAACAUCGCCAUGCUGCUACAUAACGGUCGUGUGCCGGCCCGGAUGCCAUUACGACUGAUUUAAUGGGGUUAUUUUGUUAUACGGCGUCUAUUGGAGUCCAUGCUAGUGAUACCCUCAACACGCACUCCUAAUUUUAGGACCGGCCUCUUUAAUAUAAUAUGGUGCGAUAGCAUUGCAAUGAUUGGUUUACUUUUGUUCUGCACCAAGCCCUACUUGCUUACGCCCCGCAUGUCUAGAUUUCCUUCCAUUGGAUAAUGUGUCUUUCAUUUGCAAAUUAAUACAAAUAUGAUACUAG